Hyla sarda is the source of this 6594-nucleotide messenger RNA. It is a transcript of the gene LPP, whose product is annotated as LIM domain containing preferred translocation partner in lipoma. Gene Ontology annotation, biological process: cell-cell adhesion. Bases 236 to 2026 code for a protein of 596 amino acids. The transcript has 12 exons. Gene Ontology annotation, cellular component: focal adhesion; stress fiber. The record is from RefSeq and is a predicted model, not a curated record. Lineage: Eukaryota; Metazoa; Chordata; Amphibia; Anura; Hylidae.
AUGCUGUGCUUCCCCGAGUGUAAGGCGGAAGUGACGUAGGGCACGUGCCGGUCUGCAUUGGGAGUAGCACUCGUGGUUUAGAACCCCUGGAACUCUGGAUCUGGUUUAGACCUCAGUAAGUGCGGUGCGUCUGGAGAGAACACGAGAGUAAGGCUUUGCAUUUUUUCCUCCAAGUGGAACACAGACGUCUGUUAGGAAGAUCAAGAAGAGCAUCCCUCCUCAGAGGAUUUAAACAAUGUCUCAUCCAUCUUGGCUACCGCCAAAAAGCUCUGGAGAUGGCUUUGGACAUGUGACAGCCAGAAUGGAAACCACACAGGGGUUUGGGGCACCAAGCAUUUCUGUGUCCACUCAACAAGCACCUAAGAAGUUUGCACCAGUAGUUGCCCCAAAGCCAAAAUAUAACCCCUAUAGAGGAGGACAGCCUGAAGGAGGUGAUGGGGAUUUUCCUCCACCUCCUCCUCCUCCUCCUGAGGACCAAGGUAGUCUUCAGCAUUCAUCUGGCUUUGGGAACUUUCCACCUCCUCCUGCACCUGAUAACGCAAUGUUCAAUAUUCAGAUAAACACCGGAGGUAAAACAAUAGAGGAACGGCGCUCAAGUCUAGAUGCAGAGAUUGAUUCUUUGACCAGCAUCUUGGCGGAUCUGGAAAGCAGUUCUCCAUACAAACCACGAACAAGUCAGGGCACUGGUUCAACAACUGGGACACUGACUCACCCAUCAGCUGGAACUCCAGUAACCGGUCAUAAAAGGAUGAUAAUACCAAACCAGCCACCUCUGACGGCAACCAAGAAGUCUGCUGCCAAACCUCAACCACAAUCAACAACAUUGCCAGCACCAGCAGGAUCUCCAGCAGCACAGAGGCCUCAGCCGGUUCCGGCAACUUAUGCCACAGCCUCUACUCCAAGCCGACCUACAUUUAAUGUGCAGGUUAAAUCGUCUCAGCCCAGCCCUCAGUUUGUUCCACCAGCCCCCCAACCAACACAGCCUUACAAUGUCACACCAAACCAGUACUAUGCUUCUCAAAAACAAGCCCCUUCACGAGAGCCAGAGUAUAUACCACCCCAACCUGUACGCUAUGCAGAUCCUGGCUAUGGGUAUCCCCAGGGUAAUCAAGUGAAGUAUCAAGAUCCUUACUAUGCACCAUCUCAGGGCUAUGGAGGAAGAAAUAAUUCUGAGGUUCCAUACACACAACAGGGAGGAUGGAAACCUGAACCACCUUAUACUUCUGGACAAGCAGUGGGCCAGCAACCUCCUAGCUCAUAUCCACCUCCAAAUAGUAAGAAGACCUAUAUAACUGAUCCUCCUUAUGUUCCACCACCUCAAGCCAAGGCAUCCUACCCUUCAGCUCUGCGGCCUGAGGAUGAACUGGAUAGACUCACAAAGAAGAUGUUGUAUGACAUGGACAACCCUCCUUCCGAAGAGUAUUUUGGUCGCUGUUCUCGCUGUGGGGAAAAUGUUGUAGGAGAAGGGACCGGAUGCACAGCUAUGGACCAAGUGUUUCACGUUGACUGUUUCACCUGCAUGACUUGUAACAGCAAACUCCGUGGACAGCCGUUUUUCGCUGUAGAUAAGAAAGCAUUUUGUGAGCCCUGCUACAUACGCACGCUGGAGCAGUGCAGCGUCUGUUCCAAGCCAAUCAUGGAAAGGAUCCUGAGAGCCACCGGGAAAGCCUAUCACCCCCAAUGCUUCAUCUGUGUAGUGUGCUUUCGUAGUCUGGAUGGCAUUCCUUUCACCGUGGAUGCAUCCGGCCACAUUCACUGCAUCGAGGAUUUCCACAAGAAAUUUGCCCCAAGGUGUUCUGUGUGUAAGGAACCAAUCAUGCCUGCUCCUGGCCAGGAGGAAACUGUUCGUAUUGUAGCACUGGAUCGUGACUUCCAUGUUCAGUGUUACCGCUGUGAGGAUUGUGGAAGCCUUCUCUCUGAAGGGGAAAAUCAAGGCUGCUAUCCAUUAGAUGGACACAUCCUUUGCAAGUCCUGCAACUCUACACGCAUCCAGGCUCUUACUGCCAAGUCCAGUACCGACCUGUGAAUGAAUAGCACCUCUACUUGAAUGCUAGAAACGUCCUUAAUGCUUUUCAAUGCUCUUCUCAACUAUGUCAACAGCUGCCUCUAUGGCCAGGUUCAUUUAGACACAAUGUACAAGUUCUCCUUUCACAGACACAUUGGAAGGAGGUCUAACAUUUCUAGUUACUGCUUUCACACUUUAUUCAUUACAUUACACUAAGUAUUUAAUGUUGUCAGCCGCAAUGCGGAGUCAUGUAUUUUGUGUAUGGUAAACUCCUCAUUUUUGCAGUUGAUGUACUAGUAACCUAGUUAUAUACCUAAAUAAACCAGGAGGUAUUUGGAUGCGCAGGGACUUGAUCAUUUUUACUAGUUGUUAGUGAUGGAAGCCAUUGAGCUGUGGUUUUUACUUGAACUAUGCCAGGUUGUUCUAGGGAAGGAGGACAUUUCUCCAUCAAUCAUUUCACCUUUUUUUACAGCUUUGCUUUUUCUAUUUAGCACACUGUUUGGCUUCUGCUGGUGAUGGUAUUUUCUCUCAAUGGGUAUUCUAAAUGUACUUUAUCAGUGGUACGUGCUUUUAAAAGUGCAUACACACAAGCCUUUUGCCAGGUAAAAUAUGAUGUCACCCAAUAUAAAACUAUAUGCUGCAAACUAUCAGUGGUGACUGUUAUCCAGGGAUAAGCAAUGCUAACAAGGUGCCUUACAUUUAUUUCCAGGUCACAAUUCUCAGGCUUUGUCCCAGGCAGGUACGUUGUAACUCUGUAAAGCACAGCUUGUAGAUUUAGAAUAGAAGAAUCUGAAUGUUGAGCGAUUACUGGGGCCAGUCCUGCAAUUGGUCUCUUGUGUCUACCAUACAAUAGGUAAAAGAUAUGGCAUGAAUGCCAUGGGCUUUACACAAUCCUCCCCUUUAGCAUUCAUUUCUAAUACAGGACCACUUUGGAAUCGGCAAUGGCCCAUAAGCUAGAAAAGAUAUAGUAAAUAAUUUUAUCAAUUUAUGUCUGACAUAUUAGUAUAAUAACAAGGUAAACAUGUGCCUAAAGUCACUUUGCCUUAUCCUUUAGUAUUUUUAAGCAUAUACUGUAAGCUCAUGCAAGUAUGAGCUAUGGAAAUGAGGAGCACAUACAUUAUGUUUUCAAAUAAAAUUAUAAUAUAUAUAUAUAUUUUGUAUUCUGUAUCUUAGGUUUUAUAUAGACAAAAAAGAAGGGUUUGCCAAUUUACUUAUUGUGCCUUUUGUAGAGGAGAGCUGCAAUCUAGUUUUCCGAGGUAUAACCUCUAUGUGCAGAAAUGUCACUUUAUAGACCGGUCCAUGAAUAGGUAUUUUUUGCAUAAAUGUUAACGUAUUUGUGUAGGUUAAAUAGAGGAAACUGUCCUUAUGCUUCCCCCAUCCAGAAAAGAUCCUAAUUUAUUUGAAUGUGCCAUGUUAAGAUGUCAUUCUUCCCAGGUUUUGGCUAGAUCAGGGCUUCAGAGCAGUGCAUUAUAUAAACCAUUUCAGUGUGCUAAGAGUACACAUUGGAAGUAUUAACUAGAGAAGUAUUAAUCUGUGAUUGCCAUAUUACCUUCACACCUAUAUGAAUGUCAUAUUUGUCCUAUUGUGUGUGUGUAUAGAUGCACACUGAAAAUGUUGUCACAUUUCAUGCUACAGCCUGAACCUUUUAUCAUAUAGAACAUGGCUAAUCAAAUUUUUUUAUUUUUAGUAUUUUAUUUUAAACAUAGUUAUUCUUAAAGCAGUGUACCAAUUGCAUUAUGGUGUGGUUAUCUAUAUUAUGUUACCUACAAAAAGUUAGGGGCUGACGUGUUAGAUUAACCAAUAUAUAAGUAAAGGGAAUCUGUCAGCUCUAGAUCAUGCUCUGAGAUCAAGUGUCAAAGAAGCUGCAGUACGUACACAUCUUUCCUCCCUGCCCUGCAGGAUUGAUAUACAAGGCUUGUGUUUCCGCUCUGAGUUCUCAAUGUCCAUCAGUCAGGGCUGGGAGGGGUGGGGGAGUGAAAAGGCAUGCAUUCUGAGGCUCAGUACAGCCUCUUUGACACUUGAGCUCUAAGCAUGGUCUAGAGCUGACAGUUUCCUUUCAUCAGAUAAAUGCUAGCCAAACCUUCUGAUUUCAGUAGGAGCAACCAACCAUGUAAUACUUAGUGCAGCCUUCUGACUUUCCCCCAGCAGCAGAUAUCAGAGGAAAGAAAGAUUAGUAAUGUUGGAUUUUAGCUGCCUGGUCCUUCUGUUCUCUUGAAACUAUGCUGCCAGUGGAGUUGGACAGCAGCUUUCUCCCCAUCUCCCCAUUCAGAACACAUGCACACCUGGCUGAGCCAGCAGUGCAUGUGUGUGAGGAUAUUGGAAAAGCUAGCUGUCGGCAAAACAAGUGUUUAGCCGACCGCUAUCUUAUGUGCAUGGCUUAUGAUAGGUAUAAGCUGACUGUUAAAAAAGAAAACCUUUUGUGCACUUUUAACAGUACUCUCUUAUAUGGAAGGUCAUCUAGAUAUUUAUUAAAGAUCCAGCAGGCGUAAGGUUUAAGUGAAGCCUGUAAAAAGGUUAAUUCCAUUUGAUUCUGUUGAACUCCGAAUUCUGUUGAUGUUAAGGGUGUAUUCACAGGAACACAGGAUUUGAAGCUGUGCUUAAUCAUUUAGUUUACAUUGAAAUCUGCAGCUUUAAAUCCUGUGCAUCAAAUAUGUGCAGGAUGCUGUACGUGUGAAUACAUCCUGAAUCAGCGUUAAAGGGGUACUCCGCCCCUAGACAUCUUAUCCCCCUUAAUGCAAGUCUAUGGGAAGGGGCAUAUACUUUUGUAUACAGCUAGCAACAGUCGGAUAGGCAUGGCCAGGGAUUCGCUAUGCCCAGAGCUGCCAUGCCUAUCUCCUUUCCUGCAGCACUGGGACUGCUGUGUGAUUGACACAAGUACCAAUGCAAUAGCCCAGAAUUGCUUCUAUGUUGUGCUGGUAACACCGGCGAGUUCACUGAGCGAGUGCUCGCUGCUGAUGCCUGUCCGCUCACUGCGGUGUGUAAUGCUGGAGGCAGAGAGUGUAUUCAAUCUUUGCCUCUAAUGGACACAAAAACCAGGGGAGAGGGAGCUCAGUGAACUCACUGGCAGCACGUAAAAGCGACAGCGGUCCCAUCGCUGCAGAAAAGGCGAUAGGCGUCGCAGCUCUGGGCAUAGCGAACCCCUUGCCACACCUAUCCGGCUGUUACUCGCUGUAUACAUAAGUGUUUUAUGAGAUCAUAAAACCUGCAAUAAAGUAGAUAAAGGUAAUGCUGGAUUGAUAUUCUAAGCACAUUUAAAAUACUGUUGUUACUUUAUAUGGCCCUAAUAUCAUGACAGUUGUGCUUUAAGGCUUCAGCAAGUAAAUGAUAUUUCUUAUAUAAUGAAAGUCAUCUAGAUUUGCAAUGUACUUCGGCAUUCUUGUCUUACAGUUGCAGAUCUCUGCCUGUGGUUUUCUUCCAUGGUUCUAUAAACCAGUCCUGAUCAUGUGAUGGAAACCUAGUUUGUUACAAUACUUGGAUGCACUUGUGUGUCCCGCAUGUGACUAGGACUGAUUUAUAUCCCCUGCAAGUAAGGAAUGAAGGUUCCUAAUGAAAGAUGAAUUGAUCCAGAAAGUGUAUUAGAAAAUAAUAUAACUUUUCAUUAUACAAUAAAUACACUUUAUCUGCUGAAAUUUGAAUACCCCAUUUCUCUCUCCCUAUUAGACUGUUUAGUCCAGAUGAACUGAUAAUUUGUUUCAGGAAUAACAUAUAUUCACAAUCUAGCUGCUCAACCUGUACUGUAGCUCCUAUUACUUCUGGAAAAAAAAAAGUUUACACAAAUGUUUGAGCCAAGUGCCACUAUGUGGUAGCUUUAGGACGAUACCUGUUGCCAUAUGUUGACAUUGAAGCGCAUCAUUGCUGCAGGUCUUGGCUCUCUAAUCCCUGCUAAGUAUGUGAGUGUAUCUUUCCAUUGUUGACUAGACAAAUAUGACACCUUUCUUUAUAUACUGUGUGUGUCAUACUGAAAACCAGUUUAUCUAACACUUACUGUUUACCUAGAACAGCAGCACUAAGCGUUCUAAUGUGUGUGAGAAUACUGUCCUAUUGUGUCACACAAGGCUUUCUUGUUUACUGCUGGCUGUACCAUAAAUCAGUAAGAAAGAAGUUGUUCUGUCUGGAAGAUUCAUGUCUGCUGCUAUUUUCACUACAGCAGAACUUGUGCUAAAGUGCCCUGUAAUGAGCUAUGAAAGAAAAACGUCUGUUUGUACAUGUAUUUAUUGUCAACAGUCUUGAAUUAUGUCACUUGGAGGGACAUCUUAUAUUGCUGAGAUUACACUUUGCAAGUGGACACCAGUGCAGCAUUACACCACCUCUACUCAUGUUCAGUUGACCAGUAGUGACCCGUACGUGCCAUCUGACUAUGUGGUUGCAUCUGCCAAGACUUUCCAGUCUUCUAAAUGAUAAAGCAAGAAUUACGUCAGGCUGAGCUUAUUAUUAGAAUAAUGGACACCCAGUAUCUUAAUCUUACCCAUACACUUUGAAUAGUAUUUAGUAUACUGCUGUUGUGUCUCUUGCCACCAACAAUCUUCUGGCGAGGACUCUUAAAGGUACUCUGCCCCUAGACAUCUUAUCCCCUAUCCAAAGGAUAGAGG